AUGUGUGGGGCAGAAAUUUUAGCCGGGUCGAGCUAUACACCAGAUUGUUGGUGUGAAAAACGUGGUGGAGCGCUAUUCUGCAGUCAAGCACCCAACGAAAACCAUAAUUAUCGUUUGUUGGUUACUGGCGAUCGACUUUACGAUUUGACUGGAAUACCGUUCACGGAUUAUAUCGUCAAUACGGCGAAUGAAUUUGAAUUGAGGUUUGUGUUUCAUUCGUUGAUUUGA
Anisakis simplex (herring worm) is the source of this 228-nucleotide messenger RNA. The record is from the annotation of a GenBank genome assembly. Lineage: Eukaryota; Metazoa; Nematoda; Chromadorea; Rhabditida; Anisakidae.